AUGAAUGAAUCCAAUCGGGUCGUAUCCCCUCAACGAAAUGAAGCUACCGGCGGGAAACGGCAGAAGCGGCGGCGAAAGAAAGGAAAGGGACAACAACAACAACAACAACAAGAACAAUGCCAACAUGAAGAGGAAGUAGAAGAAGAAGAACAACAACAUGAGGAAGAAGAAGAACAACACCAGCAUGAAGAUCAACAGGAACAACAACAGGAAGAAGAACAAAAAGAAGAAGAAGAACAAUACCAACAGGAAGUAGAGGAAGAACAGCAGGAAGAAGAAGAAGAAGAAGAACACUCCGAACGAAGUAUAUCACAGCCGUCAUCCACUGCAAUUAUGAACAGAGGAAGUCAUGUAUCCUCCGGCCGUUUAAGUGUUGAAAGUCCAUCCCCUCGGUCCUCAGCUUCUCUAUCGAUUCUUCAACAAAUGCUUCGAGGCGACAAUUGUGAUAUCUUGGACUUGAAGAAUGUGUUAAUGAAGACAGAGAGUUCACAUCGUCAUAUUAUUGAAAAUAAAUACUUUUUGGGUUUUCGUGCGAUCAUGGAAGAAUUCCUGAAAACUUUCCCUGGUGGAUCUAAAAGAUUAUCGCAGUUGUCUGCUAGAGGAGGAAGUAAAUCCGGCAGUAGUUGGCAACCAUGGAGUCAACCGAACAGUGAACGAACCACGGAAUCCAAUAUCUCUGCAAGACUUGGAAAGAUUGGAUACGAUAGGGAAGAAAACUUUGAAAUGUUGUUUAGUUACAAUCCACAGGAAGAGAAGGAGAAACACAGUGGUUUUGGAAAUGGAGAUGAGAUGGAUGGGAUUUCUGUACUUGUUAGAGAAGAUCAAGGAACAAUGCGGAGUCUCCCAGAAGAUCUGGUUAAUAAAGGAGAUACUUCUUUCAGUCAAAACUAUCCAUCAAGGCAAUCACAACAACAACAACGCCAAUCACGUGAGGUACAACGAGGAUUACCUGGAUCUAUGGAAUCAUACGGAACUAUGGGAGUUUUACCAGAGGAAACAGUGGGUUUAUUAAAUGGUAUAAGUCGAAAUGAAACACUUCAGUGGCCUUCUCUUAUUACGGAUUUAAUAUCCAGUUCAAGGGAAGGGACUGUGAUGCCUUCUCUUUACAAGGAUGAAUUCCCUGUUUUUAAAAGAAAUUCCACUUCAGAUGAUUCUUAUUCACCUUCUGCUCCUGUUGGGAUUGAGAUUGGAGUAGAGGAUGCAAUGAAGACGGGAUCAUUUCUUUUACUUGUAUGGUUUACUUCAGUUAUGCGUCAAUUGAUAUUUGGCAUUUUCGCUGUGUGUAUUAUUGCACUCUUAUCACUUCAAAGUUCUUUCUUUGCUGCUAUGGGUAACGUUUCAAAUAUGAACGUAUUACUUGCAAAGGGAAAUUUUAUUAAACCAUUUCUUUUCCUUGUAAAUGCGGUGAGUUUUCUCAUAUUUUUAAUCCUUAUUUUAGUUCUCUGUCCUUUGUUCAUUAGCGAUAACUCUCGAAAUGGACAUUUCUUUCCACACAUCAUAUUACUUUCUGGUUUAUCCUUAUCAGUUGGCGGUUCACUUUGUGUGAUGUUUGGUCUCUUUCAGGUGAAUAUAUGGAUACUUUUCUUUGCUCAAUUUAUACAUGGUGUAUCUCUCGCCAUUUCAUUUAUGGGACUUUUAUUAUUUGCUGUGGUGGAGCAAGCUCUUAUGGCUGGAACUAUCUUAUUACUUUCUCUUACAUGUGUUACCUGGCUUCUCUCUAAUGCGGUGGGUUUAUUUCUCUUUUCCACAAUUCUACAUUAUAAUAAUAAUAAUACCAAUGACCCAAAAAUAGCGGUGAGUCUUCUCGUUGUGGGUAUGUGUAUGAAUUUAUUAUUGGGAUUCGGUAUGUGUGUGUUGGUGCCUCCAGAGACUUGUCGUAAAGCUAUCCGCAUAUCACGGUACUUUUUUAAUACGGACAACAACAACAACAACAACAACAACAACAGUACAGGGAAUACUCUUCAGCGUAUGCAUAUAUCUUUUAUUUUACGUUGUUUGGGUUGUGGAUGUCUUCUUGCGAUUGGAAUUCUUUUUACAGUUGUGGCUGGUGAAUCAUCAUUGCAGUUGGGUCCAUUACAAGCAUACACUGUGAAUUCUCCUUCUCUUGGGCCGUACAUCACAUCUCUCUUUUUCCUUAGUGGUCUUUUCUUUUUUCCUUUCUCUUUCUUACCACGUGUUGGAUCCCUUGUACACAUCGCCGAGUCUGGUCUUUGUAGUGGAAUGAUGUUUCUAGUAUUGUUGACUACUAUCUUUUAUACACAACUUAUUGGGAAUACUUUUCUUUCUUCUUUUAUUUCACCACUUGUGAUGAUUGGUAUUGUGAUGUUUCUUUCUGGUGCCUCCUUUUCCAUAUCGGUAACAGGAAUCCUGCGUUCUCUUUGUAUACCAACAAUGGUAUUACCAGCGGCUAGAUUGGCAUUCUUAUUUACUGUUCUUCUUACCGUGUGUGUGGCUCUCACACUUGGUGUGUUUACACUUUUACUAUGGAUUGAACAGAGAAGUCAAGGAGGAAAAGAGUUUGGUGGUGUUUCGUAUCUGGUAUUGGGAAUAAGUGCACUGGCGGUGGUGUUGCAAGUGAUAUCUACUCUCUGUAGGCGUUGUGCUUUGUGA
Messenger RNA from Trypanosoma theileri, 2610 nucleotides. RefSeq lists its product as uncharacterized. NCBI's taxonomy places the organism in Eukaryota, Euglenozoa, Kinetoplastea, Trypanosomatida, Trypanosomatidae. The transcript has a single exon. The record is from RefSeq and is a predicted model, not a curated record. The coding region runs from base 1 to 2610 and encodes 869 amino acids.